Camelina sativa (false flax) is the source of this 3617-nucleotide messenger RNA. NCBI's taxonomy places the organism in Eukaryota, Viridiplantae, Streptophyta, Magnoliopsida, Brassicales, Brassicaceae. The record is from RefSeq and is a predicted model, not a curated record.
UUUCUCUAUUUUUUCAAAAUUUGAAAAAAAAAACAAACGUUCCCCGAUUUUCAUCCUUUGUGUUCUCCACCGGAGCCUUUCCGCCGCAAUUCCGCCGCCUUCGCCGCUUCAGCUGCAUCGGUUUAUGCAAAAUUUCCCUCUACUCUUCUUAUUCUAAUAAGGUUCUCGAGGUCAUUGAUCGAAGUACAAUUUCAUCAGCCGAUUAGCCUAAAUGUCUCUAUUAAGUAGGUUCUUUUACAAGAGACCACCAGAUGGGUUGCUUGAAUUUGCUGAUAGAGUUUAUGUUUUUGAUUCAUGUUUUUGCACUGAGGUGUUGGCGGAUGGGUUGUAUCAGAUCUUCCUGCAUGAAGUCAUCAACGAUUUACACGAAGAGUUCCCGGAAUCGUCUUUUCUAGCAUUCAAUUUUCGAGAAGGGGAGGAAAAGAGUGUCUUUGCUGAAACUCUAUGUGAAUAUGAUGUUACGGUUCUUGAGUACCCGAGGCAGUAUGAAGGCUGCCCUUUGCUCCCUUUGUCAUUGAUUCAGCAUUUUCUCCGUGUCUGUGAGAGUUGGCUUGCUCGUGGGAACCGUCAGGAUGUGAUUCUUCUUCACUGCGAAAGAGGAGGCUGGCCACUUUUGGCUUUUAUUCUGGCUAGUUUUCUGAUUUUCAGGAAAGUUCACAGUGGUGAGCGCAGAACUCUUGAGAUUGUGCAUCGAGAGGCUCCCAAGGGUCUCUUGCAGCUGCUCUCGCCGUUAAAUCCGUUCCCGUCUCAACUGCGUUAUCUUCAGUAUGUAGCAAGGAGAAACAUAAAUCCUGAGUGGCCACCUCCUGAAAGAGCUCUUUCCUUGGAUUGCAUUAUUAUUCGAGCUAUUCCAAACUUUGACUCUCAACAUGGCUGCAGACCAAUUAUACGUAUUUUUGGAAGAAACUAUAGUAGCACAGCUGGUCUUUCCACGGAGAUGGUGUAUUCUAUGUCCGAUAAGAAAAAACCCCUUCGCCAUUACCGACAGGCAGAAUGUGACGUUAUCAAGAUUGACAUCCAGUGCUGGGUUCAAGGAGAUGUUGUACUGGAGUGUGUGCAUAUGGAUUUAGAUCCAGAACGAGAGGUUAUGAUGUUUCGUGUGAUGUUCAAUACUGCAUUUAUCAGGUCCAACAUACUAAUGUUGAACUCUGACAACUUGGAUAUUCUUUGGGAGGCCAAGGAUCAUUACCCAAAAGGAUUUCGAGCAGAGGUCUUGUUUGGAGAAGUUGAGAACGCUGCGCCUCAGAAAGUUCCAACCCCGAUAGUAAAUGGUGAUGAGACUGGUGGAUUGCCCAUUGAAGCCUUUUCUAGAGUUCAAGAACUUUUUAGCGGUGUGGAUUUGGCUGAGAAUGGAGAUGAUGCUGCGUUGUGGUUGCUGAAACAACUUGCUGCCAUAAAUGAUGCGAAAGAGUUUACAAGAUUUCCUCCUCCUCCUCCCCCACCACCUCCUUUUAGAAGCAUUCCUCCACCCUCAUCUCAACCACCACCGCCGCCACCUUCGUUUGGGAGCACGGGAAAUAAAUUUCAGGCCCAACCACCUCCACCUCCACCUCCUCCUCCAGUUCAAGCAACUCCUGCUGUUAAAUAUGCACCGCCACCACCACCACCACCUCCUCCAAUUCAAGCAACUCCUGCUGUUAAAUAUGCACCGCCACCGCCACCACCACCUCCUCCCCCUAAGGCUAAUAUUUCAAAUGCCCCUAAGCCACCACCUCCUCCGCCACUUCCUCCUUCAUCUAUAAAGUUGGGUGCUCCCCCUCCCCCUCCACCACCACCACUAUCCAAGACCCCCGCUCCGCCUCCACCUCCGCCACCACCACUAUCGAAGACCUCUGCUCCGCCUCCACCUCCACCACCACCACUAUCCAAGACUCCUGCUCCGCCUCCACCACCUCUAUCCAAGACCCCUGCUCCUCCUCCUCCACCAGGGCUGGGUCGUGGUACAGGUAGUGGCCCACCACCACUGGGUGCAAAAGGUUCAACUGCACCACCACCACCUCCUUCUGCAGGAAGGGGCAGAGCUUCUUCAGGACUUGGAAGAGGCCGAGGCGUGAGUGUUCCUAUUGCUGUACCUAAGAAAACCGUGCUAAAACCUUUGCAUUGGUCUAAGGUUACUCGGCCAGCAAAAGGUAGUUUGUGGGCUGAUACUCAGAAACAAGAAAAUCAACAACGGGCCCCUGAAAUAGAUAUAUCAGAGCUCGAGAGUCUGUUUUCUGCAGUUUCAGAUACCACUGCUAAGAAAAACACAGGUCGCCGGGGUUCUAGUAUCAGCAAACCCGAGAAAGUUCAACUUGUUGACCUGCGAAGAGCAAAUAACUGUGAAAUAAUGCUUACGAAAAUAAAGAUUCCUCUACCAGAUAUGCUUAGUGCAGUUCUAGCCUUAGAUUCAUCAGCUCUGGACAUCGACCAAGUUGAAAAUCUCAUCAAAUUUUGCCCGACCAAGGAGGAAAUGGAAAUGUUAAGGAAUUAUACUGGUGACAAGGAAAUGCUCGGAAAGUGUGAACAGUUUUUCAUGGAACUAAUGAAGGUUCCACGUAUUGAAGCUAAGUUACGAGUGUUUGGCUUUAAGAUUACCUUUGCUUCUCAGGUUGACGAGUUAAAAAGCUGCCUAAAUAUAAUAAACGCUGCUACUAAAGAGGUGAAGGAGUCUGCAAAGUUGCGUCAAAUUAUGCAAACAAUUUUAACACUGGGAAAUGCUCUAAAUCAGGGAACUGCGAGAGGGUCUGCUGUGGGGUUCAAACUGGACAGUCUUCUUAAAUUAUCUGAUACUCGUGCUAAAAAUAACAAAAUGACUUUGAUGCAUUACUUAUGCAAGCUUGUUGGUGAAAAAAUGCCAGAACUGCUGGAUUUUGCUAAUGACCUUGUUCACUUAGAAGCGGCAUCGAAGAUUGAAUUGAAAACGUUGGCUGAAGAAAUGCAAGCAGCGACUAAAGGCCUUGAAAAGGUUGAGCAAGAACUCAUGGCUUCAGAAAAUGAUGGUGCCAUUUCUUUGGGCUUCCGGAAGGUCUUGAAGGAUUUUCUUGAUACCGCUGAUGAGGAAGUGAAGACGCUUGCUUCGCUAUAUUCAGAAGUGGGAAGAAAUGCAGAUUCUUUGUCUCACUACUUCGGUGAGGAUCCAGCUAGAUGUCCUUUUGAGCAAGUGACCAAGAUUCUGACUCUUUUCAUGAAGACGUUCAUCAAAUCUCGAGAGGAGAAUGAAAAACAAGCCGAGGCUGAUAAGAAGAAACUGGAGAAAGAAGCAAUAAAGGAUAAGUCAGCAACAAAGAAAGAUGGCGCUGAUAACGAUAACGAUCUUAUCCAGCAGAUCCAUAGACAUAGAACAUGAAACAAACAUUGGUCUUUAACUGAAGACCCGAAGAUUUCGGAUCGCUAAAAGCUUUUCUUUAUAGGAGUCAAUGUUGCACAUACGGAACGAGAGACGAAGUAGUCAAUUUCGAUGAUGUUAGAUGGAAGUGGUUUUUUUUAUCUCUGAUCACUUCAUUGAUGUAAAAAUCAGAGGUUCGUGUUUAUGUCUUAGAAACUAUUUGAACUUUUGUAGAACCCAAAAGUUAUAUUAUCAUCACUGUGCAGAGAAAAACAUUUUUCUUUUCCAAAGAAUAAUAAAUGUUUACUUUUUA